ACCACUUUAACAAUUUCAAAGUACACACAAGUUGAAAUCACACACAAUCUAGAUCAAUCUUUUCUCUUUUAAUUUGCUCUGUUUAUCGAAUGCUCUGUUGUCAAUCAAACAGUUUCAGUGGGUCUCUUUCUCAGAAAACAAAAGUCAAGAACAUGUUUGGAUAGUGAAGAAAAAAAAAAAAAAAAUGCUCGUGUCAACGAGGACUCAGAUCAACACCAACCCAGAGCAAAAUGAGUCCAAUCAAGAACACAAAACCAGAUUGAUGACAGAUCGAGACGAAAUGCAAACCCAUAUGGGUCUUCCACUGAGAAACCUGCACCAUGGCUUGAAAGAGAAGAUGAAGGCAUUGACCAUUUUGUACGAGCAGCAAAAGCAAGCAUCUGCAGCUCUCAAAAACCCACCUUCCAGACCUGAGUUUUCGACCCACCUGAGGGAAGAGAAGGACCCAAAUGAAUCAAAACAGAGUCAUGUAUGUCCUCUGCUGCUGAUUGAUGAUGCAAAAGAGAAUGUGGAGGUGAGUGAUAACAAUAGGAUUGUUGGGUUUCCGGGUACAGUGGCGAGAAAGCUAUCGAUGGGAAGCUCAGUGGUGGAGCAGACAGGCUAUGGAGAGACCAAGAAUGUGCAGGAAUUGCAGACCAUUACAGAGAAACCACCGGACAGUACUAAAGACGGUAGUAGUAGGAUUCUUGUAUCUGUGAGGCUUAGGCCUAUGAGCAAGAAGGAGAGAGAAGUUGGGUCUCGGUGUUGUGUCUGGAUCGUUUACCGGAGAGAGGUUUAUCUGACGGAAAUGGCGACUGAGAAUGAUUAUCUUCGGCUAAAGAGGAUUCAGGGGCGACAUUUCACCUUUGAUGCCUCCUUUCCGGAUUCCACUACUCAACAGGAAGUCUAUUCCACAACAACUGCGGAGCUCGUGGAAGCAGUUUUGCAAGGGAGGAAUGGGUCAGUAUUCUGCUACGGUGCCACUGGAGCUGGAAAAACGUACACUAUGUUGGGCACGGUGGAGAAUCCGGGGGUGAUGGUUUUGGCAAUAAAGGAUCUUUUCAACAAGAUUAGACAGAGGAGCUGCGACGGGAACCAUGUGGUUCAUCUAUCAUAUCUUGAGGUCUAUAAUGAAACUGUCCGGGAUUUGCUUUCCCCUGGAAGGUCACUGGUCCUUAGAGAAGAUAAACAGGGGAUCGUGGCAGCUGGUCUUACUCAAUACAGAGCUUAUUCUACAGAAGAAGUUAUGGCAUUGCUUCAACAAGGAAACCAAAAUCGAACCACUGAACCAACUCGUCUGAAUGAGACUUCUUCGCGCUCCCAUGCUAUACUGCAGGUUGUGGUUGAAUAUCAAAUCAGAGAUGUUUCUAAUAAUGUUGUAAACGGAGUGGGGAAGCUGUCACUUAUUGAUCUUGCUGGUUCAGAAAGAGCUCUCGCUACUGAUCAGAGAACACUAAGAUCACUUGAGGGUGCUAACAUUAACAAGUCACUCCUUGCACUGAGCAGCUGCAUCAAUGCCCUAGUUGAGGGCAAAAAACACAUUCCAUACCGCAAUUCCAAGCUCACCCAGCUGCUCAAGGACUCUCUGGGAGGAGCUUGUAACACGGUUAUGAUUGCCAAUAUCAGCCCAAGCAAUCUUUCAUUUGGUGAAACCCAAAACACCCUUCAUUGGGCUGAUCGAGCCAAGGAGAUCCGGACCAAGGCAUCUGAUGCAAAUGAGGGAAUAUUGAAAUUACCUCAAUCUGAAGAAGAUCAGGCAAAGUUAUUGCUUGAGCUGCAGAAAGAAAAUCGUGAAUUGCGAGUACAAUUGGCACGUCAGCAGCAGAAGCUAUUAACUUUCCAAGUAAAAUCCUUGGCUGCGAAUUCCUCACAAACCCCUUCCUCAGUAACCUCUCUCUUGUCUCCUGCCCCACCAAAUGAAAAAGAAAAAACCAGAUCAAGUUUCUUGGCGAGUAAUUUUUCCGCCCUAGAAACAAAAAAGCCAGGAGCAGACGAGACUGUUAAGGAGCUCCGUCAGACUGUGAAGGCACUAGAAGCAGAAAUUGAGAGAAUGAGAGAGGAUCAUGCAUUGCAAAUAAAGCAGAAAGAUGAUGUCAUAUGGGAGCUUUCACUAAAGGGUGAAAAACCAGCAAAAGGAGUGGGUGGGGAAGGCGAGAAGAAGGUUGUCACAAGAGUGAGCUUGCAGCCAAAGGAGAAAACUAUGGGUGAGUUGAAGAGCCCUAGUCAUCGGUUUCUGUCCCCAGCGCCGACAGCUAAGAAACGCAGUUUUUGGGACAUUACAACUGCUAAUAGCCCAUCACUUGUGACGAUAAAUGGAAGAAAAAUUAGAAGCCAUGACACUUCUGAACCUGUAGCAGCUCCCUCCAUGAUUCCUCAGUACAUCAUCCAGCCAGGUUUUGCUCGUAAACUUUGAAGCAGUAAAAGGGGGAAAAAAAGGAAGAAGAAAUUGAUUGAAGAAGUUGAGAAGAUGGUACCUUGUUUAUAACUUUUUCAUCCUUUGCUACACUCUUUCUGCUCAAUUUGGUGGACUGACAUGGAAGAAAGCUUUGAUUAGCGUCAUUUAGACAAUUGCUUUUACAAAACCUCGACUUUAGAAUAGGGGAUGGGAUGAAGUUCAAGAUGAUUACAGACCCUUGGUGUGAAAAUCAAACCUUAAUUCAGAGAUUUGGGGCUACAUUGCUUAGACAAGUGGAUAGACAGGCUUUAUUAGCAGAACUUAUUAUCAAUGGCAGAUGGGAUAGACCUGACUUUAUACCUGAGACAGUGUUUAAUGUUUUUCAGAGGAUAAAGAUUGUAGCAGGUUCAGACAUUAUAGGCUGGAAGACUGGUGGAUUCUCUCUGAAAGCAGCUUUUAACUCAUGUAGAUAUACAACUCCAACAGUGAACUGGUGUGAUCUCUGUUGGAAAUAUUGCAGGCCUCGAAUUGCUGUAGGGGUUUGCAUCAUUUUACACAACAAGAAUUUAUCUUUGGUCAACUUGCAGAAACGAGGCAUUACUCUUUCUGCUAUAUGUCACAACUGUAUGAGGAAUGUGGAUUCCAAUGAUCAUCUUUUUUGCACUUGUAGCUAUGCUCAGAAGGUUUAGCAUGAGAUUUUUUCUCUUCUACACAUAGAUAAUCCAGGAUGUAAUUCUCUCAUGCAACUGGUAGAGUGGUUUGGACUGCAAACCAAUUCUAACUCUACAAAAUCGAAAGUGUUGAGCUCAGUUUUUUCAACUGUCAUUUGGAAAAUCUGGGCUAUCAGAAAUGAAGUUUUGCACAAUGGAGAUCAAACUCAAGCUAAUCUUGCUGCACAGUCUAUUGUUUGGGAGGUUUUGUCACAUCUCAAAAUUAGACUUGAAGAUUUCCUUCUCAUUUUUUAAUGAGGAAGGUUUUGUUUUCUGGUCUUAUUGCUGGGGCUUGUUCAGUGUGUUUUUCAGUUGGAUAUGUUGCUGAUCUGCUGCAGAGUACUUGACCAAAUGGAUGUUGAUUUGGUUCAUCACAUUGGACUGUCUUGUUUUUCAGUAUCAGAGGUUUUUCAUCACAAUGGAGAUCAAACUCAAGCUAGCUCAAAAUCAGACUUGAAGAGUUUUAUGGUCUUAUUGCUGGGGUUUGUUCAGUGUGUUAUCGCCGGGGUCUGUUGUCAGUUGGAUAUGUUGCUGAUCUGCUGUAGAGUACUUGACCAAAUGAUUUGGUUCAUCACAUUGGGCUGUCUUUCAUGGUUUUUUUUCAGCAUCAGAGUUUUGUUUUCUUGUCAAAGCAGGAUGAGAACAUUGAGUUUUUGUUUUUGCUUUCAUUUGUCUUUUGUUUUUUCAAUCUUAGAUUUGGGUUUUUCUUAGAUAAUGGAGUUUACUCCAUUUCUUGGCUUGUAUUGGAGGAUUUUGCCUCCUUUUGUAAUUGUACCAGGAAAAAAAAAAAAAAGAUUAGGAUUUUAUUGAUUUC
Cornus florida is the source of this 3898-nucleotide messenger RNA. RefSeq names its product kinesin-like protein KIN-8A. The record is from RefSeq and is a predicted model, not a curated record. The coding region runs from base 185 to 2392 and encodes 735 amino acids. Gene Ontology annotation, molecular function: ATP binding; microtubule motor activity; microtubule binding. Gene Ontology annotation, biological process: microtubule-based movement. Lineage: Eukaryota; Viridiplantae; Streptophyta; Magnoliopsida; Cornales; Cornaceae. The transcript has 8 exons.